AUGGUUAUGGCAACAGCCAUCUUCGAUCGUGUCGCCCCCGUUACAUUUAAUCAUAAUAGUAACGUUGGCUUCCUCAAGAAGAGCUUUCAUCAUGGCGCAACGCAGUGCCAGUCUACUGCCAAGCAACUGAUUGGCAAUGCUCUCCGCCACCGCGUGGAGACCAUUGACCAUGAAUUCUGUGAGCCUGGCGACGAGGACACCUUUUUCGUCGCCGACCUCGGCGAGGUCUACCGCCAGCAGCUCCGCUGGAAGAUGAAUCUUCCCCGCGUCAGGCCCUUCUAUGCCGUCAAGUGCAACCCCGAUCCCAAGGUGCUCCAGCUCCUGGCCGGGCUCGGCAACGGGUUCGACUGCGCCUCCAAGGCCGAGAUCGAGCAGGUGCUCAACAUGGGCGUGGACCCGUCGCGCAUCAUCUAUGCGCAGCCCUGUAAGACGAACUCGUAUGUCCGCUACGUCGCCGCCCACGGCGUCCGCCAGAUGACCUUUGACAACGCCGACGAGCUCCGCAAGAUUGCCAGGUUGUUUCCCGACGCCGAGCUCUUCCUGCGCAUCCUCACCGACGACAGCUCGUCGCUGUGCCGUCUCAGCCUCAAGUUCGGCGCCUCGCUCGACACCACCGACAGCCUGCUGGCCCUGGCCCGUGAGCUCGGGCUCAACGUUGUCGGCGUGUCCUUUCACGUCGGCUCUGGUGCGUCAGACCCGAGCGCCUUCCUCAAGGCCGUCCAGGACGCCCACUCGGUCUUUCUUCAGGCGGCCGAGUACGGCUACAGCCUCAAGACGCUCGAUGUUGGCGGUGGCUUUUGCAGCGACGCCACCUUUGAGGCCAUGGCCGAGGUGCUGCGCAAUGCGCUGGAUGAGUACUUCCCUGCCCACCGCGGCGUGUCCAUCAUUGCCGAACCCGGCCGCUACUUUGUGUCGUCGGCCUUUACCAUUGCCUGCAAUGUCAUCGCCCGGCGCACGGUUGAGAACCCGCCGCAGCAGCAGCAGCGGGAGGAUGCAGUGGACGGCAUUGUCGCGCCGGCGGACCCGACGUAUAUGCUGUACGUCAACGACGGUCUGUACGGCAACUUUAGCAGCAUCAUGUUCGACCACCAGCAUCCCGAGGCCAAGGUGCUGCAGACGGGAUCGCGGUUUCUGUACGACAGCGAGACGGCGAAUGCGGUAGCGCCCACGAGCGGCCUGGAGUAUUCCAUCUGGGGUCCGACGUGUGACGGAAUUGACCGGAUCACGGAGAGCAUCCGGUUUGGCCACACGCUCGACGUGGGCGACUGGCUGUACUUUGAAGACAUGGGUGCGUAUACGCGCUGCUCGGCCACGCGCUUCAACGGCUUCUCGGACAACCACGAGAUCAUCUAUGUGUGCAGUGAGCCGGGUGCGCGUGCUCUGAUUGGGAUGCAUAGCACGUGA
This is a messenger RNA of Grosmannia clavigera kw1407, 1404 nucleotides long. Its product is annotated as ornithine decarboxylase. The record is from RefSeq and is a predicted model, not a curated record. Gene Ontology annotation, cellular component: cytoplasm. The transcript has 2 exons. Gene Ontology annotation, molecular function: ornithine decarboxylase activity. NCBI's taxonomy places the organism in Eukaryota, Fungi, Ascomycota, Sordariomycetes, Ophiostomatales, Ophiostomataceae. The coding region runs from base 1 to 1404 and encodes 467 amino acids.